Messenger RNA from Camelus dromedarius (Arabian camel), 3889 nucleotides. It is a transcript of the gene PALM, whose product is annotated as paralemmin. Gene Ontology annotation, biological process: regulation of cell shape; positive regulation of filopodium assembly; negative regulation of adenylate cyclase activity. Bases 1156 to 2337 code for a protein of 393 amino acids. Gene Ontology annotation, cellular component: plasma membrane. The record is from RefSeq and is a predicted model, not a curated record. The transcript has 9 exons. NCBI's taxonomy places the organism in Eukaryota, Metazoa, Chordata, Mammalia, Artiodactyla, Camelidae.
GGUGGGCUGAUGUGGGGAACACAGUGGGUGGCCCCCUGCCCAAGUCACCCAGGGUGACUGGGCAGACCUAGAAAUCCAGCAGAUCUGGCCCUUUAGGAAGGGCAGCUGAGCCAUCUAGCUGGAUCAAGCCUUUCUUGAACUCCACCCAGCUGAACCUAGCUUCCCUGAGGAAGGAGAGGGGGAAGCUGCAGAGGGUGUGGCUGAUACUGCUGGGCCCCUGGGAGGCACAGAGGGGCAGGUGCCUCCUGACAGGAAAGGAGGUGCUGGGUGGGGUCACCUCGCUGGGGCAUGGGAGCCAGAUGACUUCACAGGCCUCAGCGAGGCCAGGAAACUGAACCUGAGUGGGGCGGACGGAUGGGGCACUGCAGCCACAGGAUAGAUGUCCACUGAGCAGCUGCCUGGCAGGGCAGGGGCUUGGGUUGGGGUAGACACAGUAUGUGACUUUGGGCCUACUUCCCUUCUGACCCACAGCAGGAGGAGGGCAUAACAGGGAGGGUUUAGAUGGGGUGUGCAGGUGGGGUGUGCAGAUGGGGAACCGAGGCCAAGGAGGGCAGAGGGUCUUUGGAGGCCCUGGGGUGGCUCCAGACCCUGAGACGAGGCCGAGGGGUGGGCGGGGUCUGAAGGACAGUCUGUGAUUUCAGUCCCUGUGAAGAUAAGGGGCUUGGGGCAGAUGGGAGGGUCUAGCUCCCCCCGUGAGACUAGGCCUCCCAUCAGCGCCUCCCAGAGUGGCCCUGUGAUCACUGGGAUUUGAGGCAGGCAAUCUGGAAGCCCCCCACUUGGGCUCAAGAACCCUGCCCUCCCCCCAUUUUUGCAUUGUCACAGAGGCCCUGGAACCAUGAGGUGACUAUUAAGCCCAUUGCAAAGACUGUUCCAGGCUUGAUUGGCGGGAGCAUUUCACUCUACACCUACUGUGUGCAGCUCCAGGGACCCACCAGCGACCAGGAAGGGAGGGCCCAGGUGGAGAGGGGGUGCAGGAGAGGGGGGAGGGGCCUAGAUGACUCAUCCUCCAGGUCCUGGACCCCCUGCUGGCCCCUGUGCCCCACUGGAAGGCCCCAGAUCCUCACAGCAUGAAGCCCUGUCCCUUUAAGCGCACCUGGCAAUACUGACAUUUAUCCAGCUCCUACUGCAUACCAGCUUAAGGCUGAACUGCCUUACAUGGGCUCUCAAAAGACAUUGACUGGGGUCCUGGUGGCAGAGACAACAUCCCAGCAGGAGCGGCUUCAGGCCAUUGCAGAGAAGCGGAGGAGGCAAGCAGAGAUUGAGAGCAGGCGCCGGCAGCUGGAGGACGACCGGCGGCAGCUGCAGCACCUGAAGUCCAAGGCGCUGCGGGAACGCUGGCUGCUGGAGGGGACGCCAUCCUCCGCCUCUGAGGGGGACGAGGACAUGAGGAGGCAGAUGCAGGAGGAUGAGCAGAAGGCACGGUUCCUUGAGGGCUCCAUCUCCAGGUUGGAGAAGGAGAUUGAGGAGCUGGAGAACCCCGAUGCGCUGCCUGCCACCAAGGAGGGCACAGCAGCCCCGAGCCCAGCCCGCGCCCCGGCCCCAGCCCCGCCCCCGGCCCAGGAGGACCAGAAGGCAGAGGUGGUGCUGAAUUCUCGGCAGACACCGGUGGGCACGCCCAAAGAGAAGAGAAUCUCCAACACCCCCAUGAGGAUGGUCGAAGGCUCCACCAUGAUGAAGGCAGCCAUGUACUCGGUGGAGAUCACGGUGGAGAAGGACAAGGUGACCGGGGAGACGCGGGUGCUGUCCAGCGCCACUGUGCUCCCCCGGGAGCGCCUCCCUCAGGGCGUCAAGGUCUACGAGGACGAGACCAAAGUGGUCCAUGCCGUGGAUGGCACUGCGGAGAAUGGGAUCCACCCCCUGAGCUCCUCUGAGGUGGACGAACUCAUCCACAAGGCAGACGAGGUCACGCUGAGCGAAGCGGGGUCCGCGGCAGGGCCAGUGGAGCCCCGGGGACCACCGUCGGAGGAGGCCAUCCGGACCACGCCCUCUAGGCGGGAGAUCACGGGAGUUCAGGCCCAGCCGGGAGAGGCCAUGCCGGGCAUCCAGCCCGGCCAGGAGCCCCCAGUCACCAUGAUCUUCAUGGGUUACCAGAGCGUGGAGGAUGAGGCCGAGACCCAGAAGGUGCUGGGCUUGCAGGACACCGUCACCGCGGAGCUGGUGGUCAUCGAAGACGCAGCCGAGCCCAAGGAGCCUGCCCCGCCCAACGGCAGUGCGGCCGAGCCCCCCGCCACUGAGGGCUCCAGAGAGGAGAACCAGGUCGGGCCUGAGGCCCCCGCCAGUGACGCCCAGGACCUCGACAUGAAGAAGCAGCGCUGUAAAUGCUGCUCCAUCAUGUGAACCGCCCGGCCCCCCAGACCCCGGCCCUGCCUCUGCACCGGACACCCACAGCCUGGCCCUCACAGCGCCCGCCCGCCCUCCACCCGCAGUCAUGGGCCCAGGACGCGCUGUGUCGUCACGUGUUCCUCCUGAGUUGUCUUUCACUGGAAAGAGAGGGUCAGGGGUCCCCCGUCCCGUCACCACACCCCACACCCCUAAACCACUGAGCCGUGCACCCAUGCCUGGUAGGAGAAACACGGACGUUCCCGCUUCUCCCUGCACGAGGGCGCCUCACGUGGCGGCAGCUCCACAAGGUGGCUCUAACCCACAGCGGUCCUGGCCGAUGUGACCCGCGGCCUCCACACAGCCCCAGGCCAAGCUGCCACCUCUGGGCCUCCUGCCUGUGCCUUCCUGCCACCUCCAAUGAGGUCCCUGAGGGGACACCCUGCCAGAGAGGGACCUGGGGAGCCAGGGGUUCCGGGGGACUGCUCUGUCCCCACUCAGCCUCUGAAAGUGGAGGCCGAGGCACUGGGUCUGGAUCUUGGGCAGUCGGGGUGAGGCUGUGCCUCUCUAGGGAGACCAGGCUCGAAGUCUUAGAAUGGAGCACGGGCCCCUCGGGACACCCCCAGCCUCAUGUGCCCCUCCCCCCACACACUCUUUGGCGCAGCCAGCAGAUGAUGGAACCUGGGAAGGGGAGCCCUGGGGAUACGCCUCCCAUUUGGGAAGGGUGUGACCCCUGUGUCGUCUUCUGGCCAGGCCAGGCCAGGGGUCUUUGAGCUGCCUCCUGUACAAGGCAGGGCCACGUGAGCCCUUUCUUGUCCUGAGCUCCCAUCCCCACUGGGCCCUCCUUCCUCCUGGUGCUAAUUUGGGGACCUUGGGGGGGCUGCCCCCGGCCCCUUCUCCAGCCUGCCUGGACCAGGAUCCUGGGUCUCCCCAACCAUAGCCCAGAGAUCAGGCCCACCGCCAGCUCUGCUGGGCUUGGCGCAUUCUGGGCAGUGGAGGGGGACUUAGCCCAGGGCAGGGAGCAUCCCCUGGUUUGCAGCUGGAGACCGCCAUUUGCUGCCCAGCCUGAUGUGCGCCUGCCCCCCUCACUGGAAGGGGUGAGGGGCAAGGGGCUCCCCUCCUGGGAGCAGCUGACACCCAGAGAUGUACACACAUCUCCCUGGUUGCAGCCACACUCGUCCCCAGAGGCACAUUCAUGCACGUGCUCACAGCCCCUCUCGUGUGGGCUGUGGACAAACAGGCCCCAUCACAGCCCCUCCCCCAGGAGACUGCAGCCCGGUGCCCAGGGCACAGGCUGCUCCUGCCUCAGGAGGGUGGGUGCAGGGGCUGCCCUGGACCACAGCCUGGGUCCCCAUCUCAGCUCUGCCCCUGGUGGCUGGGAGGAGAGACCCUCUCUGAGGCGACCCUGGGCAGUGGCCGUGGAAUACCCCCCCUACUCGAGUCCACCCGAGUCCUCGAGCUGUGAGCCUCCGCUGAAGUGCCCUUGCCACCCCUCUGCUUUCGAUGUGUGAUGAGGCCCCGAUGUUCUUGACUUUCCCAGAGAAGCAAAUAAACAGUGUGAACAGCCCCA